UUCCAAGCAUUACAUGGCAUUUUGAACACAUAACGAGCUCACCAGGAUAUCCCCAGAGUAAUGGUGGUGCAGAAAGAACUGUCCAAAUAGCGAAAUCACUGAUGACGAAAGCUGUAGAAGGUGUUGAUCCCUACCUGUCAUUAUUAAACCAUCGCAAUACACCUCGAGAUUCGGUACUGGGAAGUCCAGCACAACGUUUAAUGUCAAGGCAAACAAAGAGUCUUCUUCUUAUGGCUAAAAAGAGCUGUUACAGCCAAAAGUGAAAAAUCCUGAAGUGGUGCAAGAAAGGCUGCAACAUUACAAGAAUCAGCAAAAGAAAACUUAUGAUUGAAGAGCCCAAGAAUUGCCAAUAUUGAAUCAAGGCGAUGUCGUCAGAAUACAAGGAGAAAAGGGAUUUAUGCAGAAAGGUGUUGUUGUAGAAAAGUCGCAGCAUCCUAGAUCGUAUCUGGUCAAAUCAUCAUCCAAAACGUAUAGAAGAAAUAGAAAGCAUUUGUUGAAAGUAGAUGAGCCUAUUGAGAAACACAAUGUUGAGAAAGUGGAUUAUGGAGGUGAAGAAGAUAAUCAAAAGAAGAACGCAAAUGAACAAUUACAUUCAGAGACACAAGCUGUUGUUUCAAGCCCGAACAAUGAUGGAAAUAGUAGUGUGAAAACGUAUAAUUUGUAA
Messenger RNA from Paramuricea clavata, 664 nucleotides. NCBI's taxonomy places the organism in Eukaryota, Metazoa, Cnidaria, Anthozoa, Malacalcyonacea, Plexauridae. The record is from the annotation of a GenBank genome assembly.